UUCACAACGAGAAAACGACCUGCAAACAUCUGGCCGGACAAUCUCCCGUGGCCGAUGUGUACCUUCAAUCUCUGCAGCAGAAGCAGCAGCAGACGCAGCUCGUGCCUUGCUUUCCGAUCCGGCGGCUCCAAUUACUAGCCCCGGAUGCAUCCUUCAAUGCACCCCAGGCUGCUCUCGCCACUUAUCCGACCCUGUCGUUUCAUUGCCCGUCGCCGUUAUCCCGUCGUUGUCGUUCCGGCCGCUCGUCGGUUUCAUAUCUCGCGACGAUGGCUGGCCACGGCGCCUGCCGACCCCAAUGGGCCCGCCGAUCCAGCUGCCAGUGAUGUCUCUGGCGAAGUACCACCUGCGGAAGCACAGGCAGUCAAUGCGGAGGGAGGCGAGUCUACGACGCCCUCUUCACGGUCCCCCGCGCGAACAUCGAACGGACCUUCGAGUCCAUAUGGCUCUGCGGUGCGCAGGGCUAUGAGAAAUCGGAAGCCCGCUCGUGAGUUCAUGCGUCCCGCAGCCACGGUUCCCAGCUGGUUCUACGAGCGGAAUACGGUUUCAAAUAGCGGCGGUCAGUCGUCGGAGCGGCAGUCACCGCAGCAGGUUGGAUUUGGUCAACCAGGUUCGGAUGUGGGGGAGACUACUACGAAUAACUUGGCUUCUGGUGGUAACGACGGCAAUGAUGGCGGAGCCAGUGAGCCUGCGGGUUCAGAGGAACGCUACAUGCUCAGCCCGGCAGUGUGGGAGGAGCUUCUUGCCUCCGUUAAAGCUGGACUUAGACUGCCAGCUGCGAAGUACGUGAAUGAACCGGCAGCUCUGAAGUCUCAUCUCGUCCUCCAGUACCCUGGCAAUGACGGGAUCCUCUUUCUUGAUGCGGUCGUCAAGCGACUGGGCCAGAGUCUUGGUGCGAACGUGGUGACGCUCAAUGCUCAGGACAUCGCGCAGCUGUGCUCUGAGCAGGACAUUGCCGAUACUGGCAUGACCUCUGCCAUUAGGUCUUUGGGAUACGAUGUCUACCGGCCUAUCAGCAAUGUGUCAUGGCAGGAGUCCGAUGAAGCCAACGACGUUGAAGGAGAUGAUGCAGAUAUUGACAUUGCUGCACGACCGUCAAGACAAGAUCUUAGUGCCCCUAAGUUUAUCCCCGUCGAGAACCCCCGCGACCUCGCCAUUAUUCCCAUGCCCAAUUGGCUGGGUCUGAAGGCCCUGGUGUCAACUCUUGGAGUGUCCGCUGGUGAUUCCUCCGCUGAUCGUGGCGGCGCAAAGGGGGCGGAGCAUCGGUGGUCACAGCUCUUGAACGAGUUGAUUGCUCCGGUGACGCCAAAGGAUCGUCCAGUCUCUACGGAAACAGCACCUUCCACAACGGAAACAGAUGUCCCUGAGUCACGACAAGCUACGCAGCAUCCGGAUGUUAUUAUCCAGAUACAGGACUACAGAGAUAUCCAAGCGACGCGUGAGGGCUCCAAGUUCAUUACCUUGCUGCAGUCAGUAAUUCGGGAGAAACGGAAAGAAGGGGCGCGUGUGUUGUUGGUGGGAACCGUUGCACGAGAAGUCUUCACUCCUGGCGGCAAGGAUACAUCGCGCUUCAUCCAGAUGUCCCUGGAUGAUAAUUUCUCCAAGACUCUUGUCGUCACACCGGCCAUGGACCCUGACGCAGUGGAGAAGAUCUUUACGGAGGACCGGAAGAGACGGACGAUGGAAAUCAACAUUCGACACCUACAGGAAAUGCUCCGGAUAAGAGUGGAUGAACAAUCCAUUUCUGCCGACGAUGACGUCCUAACCACCUGGACAUGGCCGUUGGACGAUGAGACGGUCAAGAAGUCUGGAAUCAAUGAGCGGUAUUGGACAUAUAACCAUGUCCACUGGGUGACUACUCUGGCGCUUGGCUGUGCUGAACCCGAGGAGAAACUAGGCCUGCGACACAUCCAAAGGGGAAUAGAGCUCAUGCAGCGGACAGACCGUAUCAAGAAUGACUGGCUGCAGCAGCGGUCCCCCAAGCCCAGUCAGGGUGAACCAGAGGCGGAUCGGGAGCAGAGUCUGAAAGCCCUUCGAAAGACGUGCAAUACCCAUGAAAAGAAGCUUCUGAACGGCGUGGUGGACGCUAAGAGCAUUCGCACAACCUUCGCCGAUGUCCAUGUUCCGCCAGAGACCAUUGACGCAUUGAAGACCCUCACAUCACUAUCAUUAGUUCGACCUGAGGCCUUUACGUAUGGUGUCCUUGCAACCGACAAGAUCCCCGGUCUUCUACUUUAUGGUCCACCUGGAACCGGUAAGACUCUACUCGCGAAGGCCGUUGCCCGCGAAAGCGGCGCGACUGUCCUAGAAGUCAGUGGAUCUGAAGUAUACGACAUGUACGUGGGUGAGGGUGAAAAGAAUGUCAAAGCCAUCUUUACUCUGGCGAAGAAGCUCAGCCCCUGCGUCGUCUUCAUCGACGAGGCAGAUGCCAUUUUCUGCUCUCGAACAGGAGCAAGUACCCGGACAUCGCACCGCGAACUCAUCAACCAGUUCCUGCGUGAGUGGGACGGCAUGAAUGAUAUGUCUGCUUUCAUCAUGGUUGCAACAAACCGACCAUUUGACCUGGAUGACGCCGUCCUCCGCCGUCUCCCUCGACGCUUGUUGGUCGACCUCCCCACGGAGAAGGACCGCGAAGCCAUCCUUCGUAUCCAUCUCAAGGAAGAGGUGCUCGACCCGGCCGUGGACCUGGCGGAGCUGGCGCGCCGUACGCCCCUGUACUCCGGAUCUGACUUGAAGAACCUCUGUGUAGCAGCCGCCCUCGCCUGUGUCCGUGAAGAGAACGAUCUGGCGGCGCAGCACCAAGGCCCGGAACCUUACCAGUAUCCGGAACGGCGCGUCCUGCAGCUGAAGCACUUUGAGCGCGGUAUGGAGGAGAUCAGCGCCUCCGUCAAUGAGGACAUGUCCUCUCUGUCUGCGAUCAGGAAGUUUGACGAAAAGUACGGGGACCGCAAGGGACGACGGAAGAAAGGACCUUCCUGGGGGUUCACACCCCCCGGUGAGGCCCAAACAAGCGCCGACACAGCUCGUGUGCGCACUUGAUGGGCGUUCUGUGUUGACUAUUUACCGUUGGGGCGGUUGAUCAUGGGAAAUAUCGAGUCACGACCUUGUUCUACUCUUCUGUUGCUAUUCAUUUUUUUUUUUGUAAUACUAGACCCAUGAUAGACCUGUACCACUAGCCACAAAUCACAUAUAAGAUGCUAUUUUAUUCUCUUUUAACUCCUCGUUCUGCUGCGCGGGCGUACGAUCCGCGCAUGGACGUCGUGUUGCCGCCAUCACAUCAUAACCUCCUAAGGCUUGCUUCCGCUCUCGUCGGGGAUUUUCC
Messenger RNA from Paecilomyces variotii, 3319 nucleotides. RefSeq names its product spastin. Lineage: Eukaryota; Fungi; Ascomycota; Eurotiomycetes; Eurotiales; Thermoascaceae. Gene Ontology annotation, cellular component: mitochondrial outer membrane. The transcript has a single exon. Gene Ontology annotation, molecular function: ATP binding; ATP hydrolysis activity. The coding region runs from base 145 to 3036 and encodes 963 amino acids. The record is from RefSeq and is a predicted model, not a curated record.